CCGGAAGCGGUACCGGGAAGACAGAGUCGGAAGCUUUUUGGGGCACACCGACCCUGUGAAGCCUACUUCGGGAAACGUCGUAUUGGGGGGCGCACUAAUGCCGCUGGGUCUUGGUCGUAAGAAGAAGGCUUCUCCUCUGAUGGAGGAGGAAGAUGGCGGUGAGCGAAGUGCGUUGGGGGUAUCCCAAACAGGUGGUCUUUCUGGUGGGACUCUAUCACCAGUUGCACCUGGGUUGCCCCCUCCUGCCCCUGCCCUACGCCCGAGACUGGUGUUCCACGCGCAGCUGGCACAUGGCAGCCCGACGGGCAGAAUCGAAGGCUUCGGCAACGUGAAAGAGCUCUAUAGCAAGAUAGCAGAGGCGUUCAAUUUGUCCAUGGGAGAGGUUAUGUUCUGUACGCUAAACACUCACCGGCUAGACAUGGACAAGCUUCUGGGAGGCCAGAUAGGUCUGGAGGACUUCAUCUUUGCCCACGUGCGAGGCCAGAAGAAGGAGUUAGAGGUUUUUAAAUCUGAGGACUCCCUGGGACUCACGAUUACUGAUAACGGUGCUGGCUAUGCCUUCAUCAAGCGCAUCAAAGAGGGCAGCAUUAUUCAUCAGAUCCAGCUAAUCGGUGUUGGUGACAUGAUCGAAUCCAUCAAUGGAAAGAACCUGAUAGGUUGUCGUCACUUUGAGGUGGCCAGGACUCUGAAGGAGCUGCCCAAAGGAAGACCGUUCACCCUUAAACUGUGCGAGCCAAGGAAGGCCUUUGACAUGAUUUCGCAUCGAUCUGGAUCAGUGGGUAUCCGCUCCGGCAUGUCGCAGUCUGGGAGAGGAACGCUGCGCCUCAGAUCUAAGGGACCCCCUACAGUGGAGGAGCUGGUGUCUGUUAUAGAAGAAAAAGCUAUCCAGAAAGUCGAUGAUCUCCUUGAGAGUUAUAUGGGAAUCCGAGACAGUGAUCUGGCUGGAACCAUGGUGGAGCUUGGGAUAGACAAGCUGAACCCUGAUGAUUUCUCUCAGGCCAUAGAUCGCACGCUUGGAGACUUUGCUUUUCCAGACGAGUUUGUAUUUGAUGUCUGGGGGGCAAUAGGCGAUGCCAAGGCUGGCCGAUACUGACCUUACACCUGACCUUCUGAAUCCCCUGCUGCCUCGAAGUGAGGGACACAUCUGCUGCUUGACCAGUAGUCCUCUUUAACCCCAAGUGCAUUGAGCAUGGAGGGUUGUCUGAGGGCCGCAAACAUGUAAAUGGAUCCUGGACU
Messenger RNA from Spea bombifrons (plains spadefoot toad), 1236 nucleotides. It is a transcript of the gene GIPC1, whose product is annotated as GIPC PDZ domain containing family member 1. The record is from RefSeq and is a predicted model, not a curated record. Gene Ontology annotation, molecular function: protein binding. Bases 98 to 1093 code for a protein of 331 amino acids. NCBI's taxonomy places the organism in Eukaryota, Metazoa, Chordata, Amphibia, Anura, Pelobatidae. The transcript is spliced from 7 exons.